Messenger RNA from Exserohilum turcica Et28A, 1961 nucleotides. RefSeq lists its product as uncharacterized. Gene Ontology annotation, biological process: nucleobase transport; transmembrane transport. Lineage: Eukaryota; Fungi; Ascomycota; Dothideomycetes; Pleosporales; Pleosporaceae. Gene Ontology annotation, cellular component: plasma membrane. The record is from RefSeq and is a predicted model, not a curated record. The transcript is spliced from 5 exons. Gene Ontology annotation, molecular function: nucleobase transmembrane transporter activity. The coding region runs from base 158 to 1846 and encodes 562 amino acids.
CACAUCGGCCGGUGAUAAUCCCCCACGUCAUUGGAGCCGGGAUUCAGAUCCCUUGCAGCCCACGGCCUCGAGCAGCCGGAGCGCGAGCUUCAAAAGGCCCGUUGCGACCGCAGCCGUCUUCCACUCGAGCGACGAGCCCGCCUUCCUCGACGCCAUCAUGGAAAAGGUCAAGACUUCAAAGGUCGCCCACUGGGCAAACAAGCUCGCCGUCGAGAGCGAACCCAACCUCACCACGGCCCAGCUGAUGCUGUUCAACCAUGACCUCAAGCCUGUCGAACCAGAACGCCGACAAUGGGGCGCUUGGAAUUUCGUCGGUUUCUGGGUUGCCGACUCGUUCAACAUCAACACGUGGAUGAUUUCAUCCGCAAACAUUGUCGACGGUCUCUCGUGGUGGCAAUCGUGGAUAUGCGUUUGGCUCGGCUACUCCAUCGCGGCUUGCUUCGUCUGCAUGACUGGCCGCAUCGGUGCGACCUAUCACAUCUCGUUCCCCGUCGUUAACCGCGCUUCUUUUGGCGUCUGGGGUGCGUUAUGGCCCGUCUUCAACCGUGCCGCCAUGGCCAGUAUCUGGUAUGGCGUGCAGGGAUGGAUCGGCGGCGCCUGUGUGCGACUGAUGAUUCGAGCCAUCUGGAACAAUUGGCGAAAUGCCGACACCCCCGGCGGAGGUGGCAUUAAGAAUGGUAUUCCCAACUCUGGCACCAACACCGUCGCCUUUGUGUCCUUCUUCCUCUUCUGGGCUGGGUCGCUGCCCUUCAUCUACCCGCCCGUGCACAAGAUUCGCCAUCUGUUCACGGUAAAGGCCUUUUUCGCACCCACUGCUGGAAUCGCCUUCUUCAUCUGGGCCGUUGUACGCGCAAAGGGACUGGGCCCUAUUGUGCACCAGGCCGGCGAGGCCAAGGGCUCUGAUCUGGGCUGGCUCAUGGUCAAGGGCAUCAUGAGUGCCAUUGCCAACUUUGCCACGUUGAUUGUAAACGACCCCGACUUUGCGCGUUUCGCCAAGAAGCCCUCCAACGCCUUUCUCCCCCAACUCAUCACCAUUCCCGUUGGAUUUGCCGUGACAUCCUUUAUUGGUAUCAUUGUGUCUUCGUCGUCUACCGUCAUCUUCGGCAAGGCCAUCUGGAACCCGUUGGACCUGCUUGAGCAGUUCCUCAACGAAGGCGGAUCGGGCCAGCGCUUUGGUGUCUUUGUCAUCGCAUCGGCCUUUACCCUCGCCCAGCUCGGCACCAACAUUGCCGCAAACUCAAUCUCGGCCGGCACCGACAUGACAGCCCUCGCCCCGCGCUGGAUCAGCAUCAGGCGCGGUGGCUACGUUUGCGCCCUCGUCGGCCUCGUCAUGUGCCCCUGGAACCUGCUCUCCGACACCAACAGCUUCACCACAUACCUCUCUGCCUACUCCGUCUUCCUUUCGUCCAUUGCCGGCGUCAUGAUCUGCGACUACUAUGUUGUCCGCAAAGGCUACCUGCAGAUCAAAGACCUCUACUCUGGCAAGAAGACCGGACCCUACUACUUCACCUUUGGCUUCCACUGGCGUGGCUACGCAGCCUACAUUGCGGGUGUUGCUAUCAACGUCGUAGGCUUUGCCGGUGCCGUCGGCCGCAAAGUUCCCAUUGGCGCCCAGCGCAUCUACGACCUCAACUUCUUCACCGGCUUCCUCGUCGCAAGCAUCACUUACUGGGCCCUAUGCAAGAUCAGUCCUAUUCCCGCCACCAGCGAUGUCUGGAUGGAGGUUGGCGACGAGAUUACCGAUAUCAGUGUUGCCUAUAAUAGUGAUGACGGCGAGAGGUACGAGGUCAUGCAUGGCGGCAAGGGAAAGCCCGAUGAGGAGAUUGCGCAUGUCAAGGAUUUUUGAUGAUUUGAUGACUUAUGACUGUUUUUGUUGUUUUGUACGCGUUGUGUAGAGCAAAGACAUGCAUUGAAAGACAUGUAGAGACAGAUGGAGAUAGAUACCAGACCACACACACACA